Debaryomyces hansenii CBS767 is the source of this 2394-nucleotide messenger RNA. RefSeq names its product Ecm22p (gene ECM22). Gene Ontology annotation, molecular function: DNA-binding transcription factor activity, RNA polymerase II-specific; zinc ion binding. Gene Ontology annotation, biological process: regulation of transcription by RNA polymerase II. The transcript has a single exon. Lineage: Eukaryota; Fungi; Ascomycota; Pichiomycetes; Serinales; Debaryomycetaceae. The record is from RefSeq and is a predicted model, not a curated record. Bases 1 to 2394 code for a protein of 797 amino acids.
AUGGAAAGGACAAAUUACCAAUUGGAUACGGACGCUUCAGCGCCAGAUAUCAACGAUAUUAUGAAGGACGGAUUAAAUUUCAAAGACGACGCUAGUGCGAUAGGCAAGAUACCAGGGACGAAGAAUAAAGAGACUGAGGAAAAAGGUGACAAAGGUGAAAACGAAACGCAGGGGGCCAGAAGACGGAAACAUAAAAACUCGAAAAAUGGAUGUCCUAAUUGUAAAAAAAGACGGGUGAAAUGUUCAGAGACUUUACCGGCAUGCUCCAACUGUGUUAGGCGUAAAGUGAGAUGUGGAUACCUAGACUAUACAGAAGAGCAGCUCAAGGACCUCACACAGUCGAAAUUUGUCUUGGAGCAGGUCGACGAUCUUAGAGGCGAUCAAGGUAAAAGAGAAGAUGAGUCGAGGAAUUCAUCUCUUAGGUCGAGCGAAACGCAAUACCCGUCACCAUCGUCAUUAAACGCAUUAAAAACGUCGAAUUCGUUUCCCAUGGGUCAAGGUGGAGCGAUCGACCAAAUCUCAGAUACUACAUAUAACCAUGGCUUUAGGUGGGACGACCAUUUAGCCGGUGGUUAUGAUAUGGGUGUGAAUAAUGUAUUGAAUUUUCAGGGUAAUUUAACAUUCACUGAGGGCGAUAAUCUUGUGAGUUCAUCAGAGUAUCCUGUCAUUUAUCCCGUGUAUUCAAUUAAGAACCCAAAUCCACAUGGGUCUCGUAUACCAGGCGAGACGGAUCUUCAUAACAUGAACCCUUCUUUCAGACCUUCAAGGGACGUAUUUAAUAGCGGAGCAUUCAGCUCUAAUAAACUGCCGGUUCUGUGGAAUGACUCAGUUAUUUCGCCACAUACUUCAGACUAUUUUGAGACUUCUGGCAGUCUGAUACAUAGUCAUGAAAAGGCAUUACCAGGAGCAAUUGAAAAACCCACAACCUUCAAGAGGAUAGACAUGCCUAACAUUAAUUACAACCAAUUAAUACAUGAUUUAAUGUUAAAGUUUGGUCCUCAACUAGCAACAGGUACUUGUUCUUUAGAAGAUAAUAGAUAUUUGUACUCCAUUUGGUUGCAUUCAUUUAUUCAUUAUUCUUUUACACAAAAAUUGAUGUUUGGCUGCAUGAUAAAUUUCACUACCAACUAUUUGAUUUCUAAUUGCUGGAUGCCACAAUACAUAUCAGGCGGUUUCACAGCAUUGAUUGAUAGGACAAAAGUGCGAAAUCUUUUAAUAUCUAGUUCUAUAAGGCACUAUGCAAUGGCUAUUAAAGAAUUGCGAGUCUACUUGAAUAAAGACACUGAUCCUUUGGUGUGUUCCUCAGCAUCUUUUGUUUUAAGUUUAACAUCAAUCUAUGAUCCGUCUGCAACUUUAAGAUCUAUGAAUUGUUUCAGAGACGGACUUUUCAGCAUAUUACAACACAAUGUGGCAUAUGUCACUCAAAAUGGCGAGCCGCUUCCAUUUAUGCUAAUGAUGCAUUUAGAAGUGCUGAAAAACAUUGUGAGAUCAGUUUAUUUACCUGCCUACAACCCGACCUUCUUACACGAAUAUCGCUCAAUGUUGAAGUCCUUCGGGAAUUUAUUGAGUAUACUAGGGAAUUCAUCAACUGAUGCCGCCUUGGAUACUAAUGAUAUAGAUACUCAGAAGUUUAUUGAAGCAAAAUUUUCUGAUUUGAUAGUUUUCACGAACGAGACUAUUGAUACCUUCCUUCCUACGAUUAAUAAUAAUUUGGGGAAUCUAGAUAUCCAACAGCAAGCGCUAUUUGAUAUAUUGCAUAAAUGGGUAAGAAUAUUUCCAGCGAAAUGUAUGUUUAUUUCAAAUGAAAAUGAUCCAGUUGAAAAUAUAUUGUAUUUCUUCUACAAGUGCCUCAAAAAAGCAUUAUAUGCGGUCUUUCCUCAGGUUAAGUACUUUUUUGUUAGAGAGUUUGAUAGCCCAGUAACAGUGGAUAUCAGUGUUCCUGAGGAAGAUUUUGAAAUAUAUCUGAAAGGUAUCGAAAAUCCGGAGACUUGUUGCUACUCUCUCCAAUCAUAUAACCAAGUCAAGGACCAAUUAAAAGUUUUGAGUAGUUACUCAAUUAGGGUUAAUAUAUUUUUACAGAAACGGAUGGAAAUUCUCAAUAGGACGGUAAUUUUUGACUGGUCAAUUAAAGAGGCGUUCCCUAUUGAUGAUAUAAAAUGCUUUAGAAAUAGUGUAACAGAUAUUGCAAAACUACGGAAUGAUUUCAAACUGAGUGUACAAAUUCAUGAAUUACCAAUAUCUUCUUUCGCAACCACGUUCAUUAAGCCUGAACAUUACCCGAGACGCUAUGAGUAUGUCAUUAACGAAAUGAAUAAUAACGAAUUUAGGGAAGAAGUUGAUUUACUCACAUUGACAAAUAAUGGUUUGUUAGUCAAUGAUUAUGAAGCACAAUAA